Messenger RNA from Stegastes partitus (bicolor damselfish), 4186 nucleotides. RefSeq names its product protein phosphatase 1 regulatory subunit 3E. Gene Ontology annotation, cellular component: protein phosphatase type 1 complex. Gene Ontology annotation, biological process: regulation of glycogen biosynthetic process. The record is from RefSeq and is a predicted model, not a curated record. Lineage: Eukaryota; Metazoa; Chordata; Actinopteri; Pomacentridae. Gene Ontology annotation, molecular function: protein phosphatase 1 binding; glycogen binding. The transcript has 2 exons. Bases 14 to 1099 code for a protein of 361 amino acids.
CCUGCACGCCGCGAUGGAAACAAGCGAGGAAGCUGCCGAGUGUCAGCGUGUGACGCAGCCGGAGCACCUAUCCGCGGCAGGGACACUGACACCUGACCGCUCCGUCUGCUCACCCCGCCGGUCGGCUCCUCAUCACGACCACUCCGGCUCUGCAGUGCAGCGACUGUUGCGUUUUAUGGAAGCGGAGCCUGUGCAACCCGCCGUGGUCAUGCUGCCCCCCAAGAACUGCCUGCCGAGGAACUACAGCUGCAUAGCGGGGCUGUUCGGGAGCCUGGCGGCGGCGAACCCGAGGCUGGAAGAUGGGGAAGAGUUUGACAUGAUGAACGGUACGUGCGAGACCACCGAGAACCCCGUGGUGGACGAGAGACCCCGGGGCAGAGAGAUUUUCCUCAAGCCCCCACAGAGCCCCAAUCUGCGCAGGAGGUGCAAGUCUCUGCCGACCCCCACAGAGAGAGCAAAGUUAGAGAUCUCCCGCAGCAGGAGUCCCACCAGUCAGAAAAAGGUCCGCUUUGCCGACUCUCUGGGCCUGGAGCUUAUUUCAGUGAAGCACUUUGAUGAUACAGAUGUGCCAGAAGUGCCGGAGCGCAUUUUGGCUAAAUUACCCAAAGGAACCUUUCACCUCAACCAUUUGGACACAAAGUUCCCCCGGCCUCCUGCACAGUCUAUCUUCAUGGAGCUGCAGUUUACAAACCCAGGCACGCUGCCCGGCUUCGAGCAGAAAGUCAGGGAGGUGAAAGUGAUGCUGGAGAGCGUCGAGGCGGAUGAAUUCAGCCUCUCCGGGUUUGUGCGCGUCUUGAAUCUGGCUUUCGAGAAGAGCGUCUCUUUGCGUUAUUCUCUGAACAACUGGAUCACGUUCAUGGACAGUUUGGCCUCUUAUGUCCCCGAUUCAAGCGACGGUGUCACCGAUCAGUUUUGUUUCAAGAUAGUCAUGCCCACCUACCUGGACAACGGAGGCACGCUGCAGUUUGCAAUUAAAUACUGUGUCGAGGGGGAAGAGUUCUGGGACAAUAACAAUGGGAACAACUACAAAGUGCGGCACCACCGGUUCAAGAUGUCCCCUCCUCGGGAGUGGGAGAAUGGAUGGAUUCACUUCAUCUGAGAUUUGCAGUGGCACAUUGUGUGCGUAAUUUGUGCGUAAUCGAACCCCGGGUACCUUACUUAUGACCGUAGCCUGUUUAAAAAAGAAAAAAGGAUAUUUUUUUUUCCUGCCAUUGUCAGCUGCACACAUGCUGUGACACAGAAAAAAAAUAAUUUCCCACAAUAUUUCAAACAGUUGGCCCGCUGUGAUAGUAACACAUUGAGUGUUUUAAAAAGUGCAGUUUAAGGCUGGUAGGUUCCCGGUGUUGGGAUGCUGUGAGAUAUUUUGCCUUGAUGUCAGGGCUCUGUACAGCUUGUGCCCUUUGGGAGGGCAUGUUCACGUUAUGUAAUGUAAAAACACGUGCCACGGAAAAACGUGCCGGGCAUUGCCAACUUCAGGCAUCACUGCUCAUUUCGGGGGGUGGGGGAUGCUGUAAAUGUAUUUGAUGGCAUGGCGUUAGUGAACAUUGGGUUUUGCAUGAGGGCAAACAUAUCGACUUAACGAGAGGCAGAGAGCAUCACUUGUUGGCUGGUGUGGACCCCAAACAAAGCACGUAGCAAACUCCUCUGCAGACUGAGGACAACACACACACACACACACACACACACACACACACACACACACACACAUGUCUUACCUAUUUCACAGGCAGUAGCAUGGGGAAGGUUCAUUUAUUUAAUAUUCAAUGCAUCAUUUCCUACUGUCAUGCAAGUAAAAAUGCCUUAUUCUAAGCCAUGAAGUAGGAAGUUAUAUAUUGAAUGUUUGUACAGUAUUUUCUCCAUUAAGCCUGAAAAGAAUAAUGCAUUAGAUGGUCAACCUACAUUUUGAAACAAUCCAGGGACACCAUAACCUCAUAAACCUGCCUUUUCGCCAUUGGUUUGCAUCAGUUUGGUUUGUUUUUUGCUGAAUUGAUGUAAAAAAUGUGGCAUAUUCAAAGACUAUAAGCUAGUUUCCAGAAGGAAAAGAAAAUCUAAAUUAUAACUGAUUAUUCCUGUAGCAUUCAAUCACAAAGGCUGUGUCUAUAAGCGAUGGGAUUCAGCUCUCUCAUGCUUCGUGGGGUUUGUUGUUUUAUCUGAAUGGGCUCCUUCCACGUGCAGAUUCGAUUUCGUUGCUGUCUGAAAGGUUAAAUUUACCUCAGAUCGUUUGUGGACCUUUUCUUCUUCAGGUUGAUCCGUAUAGAGCAGAUGUAGUUAUUUUCUGAUACAACAAACAGCAAACUUAUUAACAUAUAUUUUCAGAUUUAAAAGUCAGUGCUCAUUGAUUUCUAAGGUUUUCGUUAAUGCGCUCUGUCCGUGACUGUGUUUAGCCAGUAGAGGUUCGCGAUAGUCAUCACUGUGCAAGAAUAGUACUGCUCCUCACACAUGACCAAAAUGGCUCGAACCACCUCCCUGGCACUCCAACCGUCUUGUUGUUGCUUUAUUUCUAUACCAGACACCUCGACUGAUGUUAUACAACCAGCCACUCCUCUUGCAUCUGUAUGUUUUUGAUUAAUUUAGUGGUGAGUCGUCUUCCAAACCCACUCCUGUUCUUUUUUUUUAGUCAGUGAGCAGAAAGUUGAGACUCCAGCAACUAGAGCAACAACAGGCAGGGUGCUUUUAAUCCUCCGCCUGAACAUCACUUUUGACUUUGUUUACAUCACCGUGGCCUCAGAGAGAAGCUCUCCGUUUAAUGAGGCCAUCAGGUCGGGAUGUGGACCAUUCCUGUAACCACUUAGUAUUUUUUGGAGCAGCUCCACUGUGAAUCCAUCAGUCCUGUUUGUCUCCAAAUAUGACACGAGGACUGCGAUGAUGUUAAAUUAGUUCUGAUGAGAUGAGAGAGCCAUCAGAUCACAUUUGCUACCAUUUCACUGAGCUUUCUCUCAUCUCUUCAUUUACAUACUUAUAAAAAAAAGCAUGGUCAUGGCAGAGCCUACUGUAUGUUAUGUUGAUAAAUCACUGAGUAUUUGCAUUUUGUCUGCUCUGGUCUAUGUAAACAUUCAAGCAUUCAUGCAGUGCUGUACCAGAAAGCACGAAUUUACCUGGCUGAGGUGGCUGGUGCGGGUACAUAGAGAUGCAUCAAUACCAGAUCUGUUCUAUUGGACAACAACGUACUCAGUUUUAGUCUGAUAGAACACACCGCUGCUGGCUUUGGUGCAUCCCUAUGCCAUGAAAACAAUGAAGGGCUUCUGGUCUGAUUCGAUUCUCACCUCGAUGUAUACAUAACCGUUUGCAUCCGAACUCACUGAUAUAUAGAUACGUAUGUAUGUACAUGUGUUAAUGUUUCAUAUUGAAUGUCUUCCUAUUACUGUUCUGUGUUCUGUGUGUUUUGAAGCAUUUUAAAAGCAGAAUAGAGAAGGUAUGAACGGUCCAAGUUUGUGAAGUUCUAAAAAAUUAUUUAUUAAACCAAACUCCUUAAAGCACACUUAACUUAAUUAAAGCUGUCUUCGAGAACAAAUAAGGCUAGUGUUAGAAUUGAAAACGUUUUAACAAGAAGACGUAGAUUUACCAAAAUGUGAGCAGUGUAGCCGAAUGAACUGUAUCUAUUGUGUGCACAGCUACAGGUGUACGCUGCCUUACUAAGCUGAGAGUUCACUUUGGGAGGGAAGGAGGUGUAAGAGAAGAGGAAGAUAGCAGGUGCUUGUUUGUUCAGCGAUAAUGCGAUUGCAGAGCAUGUCGACUCUGGACAGUGAUGAGCGACAUAUCGGCACAGAGCUACACUUUGGUGAUUGAUAACUUUUUGCAUGAGCGACUUAUGAUUGUAGCUGUGACUGAGCGGACUCGGUCAAAGCAGGUCUGAUGCACUGAGACGAGGGAACGGGGUUGUGAUGUGAAAGCUUGUUCUGUGAAUAGCUACUAAACGAAAAUGUUUUCCAUUCUUUGUCUUAUUGUAAUACUCCUUUUUUCUCACUAUGUAAAGUCACUUAUGUCUGUUUUUUUUUUCUUUGCUUUCUUGUCAGUGAGGUUUUUGUUUUCUGUAAUUCCUAUGCAACCCUUUUUUUUUGUAACAUCUGCACUGUGAAUUUUCACCAUAUUUGCAUGUACGGCUGAAAAACACCUUUUUACUUUUCUGUUUAGGUUCUAACCCAUAUUUUGUUAAAACGAUGGUUAAUAAAAGCAUUUGUGAUGGAAA